Physcomitrium patens is the source of this 1824-nucleotide messenger RNA. RefSeq lists its product as uncharacterized. The record is from RefSeq and is a predicted model, not a curated record. NCBI's taxonomy places the organism in Eukaryota, Viridiplantae, Streptophyta, Bryopsida, Funariales, Funariaceae.
UGGCACAUUACUCCCUCGCCGUCUCUUCUCUUCUCUUCUCAUCUCUCUCGCUCGCUAUGCCGCAAGCCACUUCCGCAUCCUGGACCUUGUAGAAGCGCAAGGAAUCAGAGCGGGAGUUUGAGGAGCAAGGGAGCCGGUCUUCAAGCAGUCGCUGCGAUGGCAUCGGCUACGUGCGUCACCAGCGGGGUUACCGCCAUGUCCCAGUUGGGUUCAACCAGCUCUGCUUCCACGCUGAAUGCCUCGCCUCGAGUGACCUUGCCCAUUUCCAAUUGCUUUGGCCACCAGCACGCUGUCUCCAGUUGCAGUCAGCAGAGUUCGAGUUUAUACGGUGAAGCCAGACUGGCACUGAAGUGUUGCUCAAGGAAGCAAACUUUACGGAUGCAUGGUCGCAAUGCCGUGGUGGCCAUGGCUGCGGGCACGGAUACAACCGAGGGAACUAUUCCUAGUCUCAAUGAACUGCCCCUGAUCAAUUUCAUCAAUCAACAAGGGCGCAUUCAACCCCCUGUCGAGCUUAACACAGCCGCAUCUGUUUUUGCAAUCUGUGAUCAAAACAAGAAAAUUCAGUAUAUUGGAUUUUCGAAAGACGUGCGAAAUUCCCUACGGUUGCUGAUGGGCAGGCGUCCUGACAUGUGCCAUUACUACAAGCUCUACAACUUGAAUGAGUUGGAUCAGAAGCAAAUGCUUGCUUGCCGGCAAUCGUGGUUUUCGGAACUCGGGUUAACACCACCUGGAAAUACAGAUCCAUUUCAGAAAUCUCUUUGGGAACAGCCUGGUGAUGCAGGUUCUAUUUCUGAAAGGGGAAGGGCCGCAGCCGCAAUGGCAAAGGCAAAAGUAAAUUUACAAAUGAUGGCCGACCGAGGCUUGAAAGAGGAGAUGGUGUUUGACCCUCAAUUACUGGAGGCCGGAAAGUGCGAUGUUUUACCGUCAGAGGAUCAGUCUGGUGAAGAAUUAGCACAAGCAGAAAAGGAACUUGCCGAGGCUGCAGCACGGAGAAGGAUGUGCAAGGUCAAAGUACCAAACGGUGGAGAAAUUGUUUUUGAGAUUAAUGUUGAGGACAAAUGGGUGACAAAUGGAGGAUGGAUAUAUGACAUUCUCGUUAGCAAAGACGACAAGGAGACUGUGCAUAGGGUGGUGGUCGGGAAGAUAUAUCCGACAGCUGUCAAUAUGAAUGAAGAUGACUUUCUAGAAAAAGUGAUGGGUUUCUUGUUGUACAAGAGGAUCCCAAGACACACUGAAGGCUUGCUCACUGGUGACAUGUUCCCAAUAAACUACUUCUCAGUGUCUGAAGUAUCGCAGCAGUUCACUGAUUUUCAGGAUUGGUUUAAGGAUGAGUUACCUGAUAGCUACUGGCGAUUCAACAAAAUCCACUCGUACGGAGCCUCAAUAGAUGAGCCCCCUCUACUUGGUCCAGCUUUCUCGGGAUAUUCUGAAUCGUGAGAGUGAUUUUCAACUCAAUUCUGCAGGUAGGUAUGGCACCAGUUUAAGCUGUUCAGGGGCUCCAGCUGAGAGGUAGACAGAGAACUUCCUUCGUGGUAGAAACUUUGAUCUCACACAAAGUUUGUGGGUCGCAUGAGAACUUUAGACCAACUCUUGGCCGGAGUGCAACGUGGCGACGAUCCAUAUGAAUAUUAGAGGGUGGUACCCAGUGUAACUCUGAUCUGUCGAGUUGUAAGUAGGCUGUACCUGAGGGUUGACAACUCGGAGUUACUCGAGGUUUUUUUUUUUUUUUUUUUAACAGAAGUGAAAUCUCUUAUUGUCUUGACAAUAUGAAACAAUGCUAGCCUUGAUCCGCAAUCUCAGUUUUUGUGUUAUUUUUUUUCUUUA